AUGAUUGCAGGUUUAUUUGCAUUUAUGGGUUGUAUUCUUGGUAUUGUUGCAUUAGCAACUAAUUAUUGGACAAUGGAACCUUUUAUGACAAAUGGUAUGCCAAUGCAAACAGCUAAUGGAACUAUGAUGAUGAAUGAAAAACAAGAAUGGAAUUGGAAUGGUUUAUUUUAUAUGUGUACAUCACGUGUAAAUGUUCCAUGUAUGACACGAUUUUGGACAACAACAUUUAUCUUAUGUUUAUUAGGAAUAAUAUUCUUAUUAGUUGGAGGAAUAUUUUCUAUGUGGGAAAUGUUUCAAACAAGUGAUCGACGAUUUGUUAUUCCAAUGUUUUAUUUUGUUGCUUGUGUUUUAAUGACAGCUGGAUUAUUUGAUUAUGGCGGAUGGUCACGUCUUAAUUCACAUUCAUCACGUUCAAUGAUUGCUGCUAUUGUUUUUGGUUAUGUUGCAUUACCUAUUUCAGCUUUUAUUGCUGGACGAUAUUCAGCUUAUGAUCGAUAUAUUAAUAAUGGUCAUGUUCAUAAUGGACAAAAAUAUGUUCCUGCUUCAACAAAUGGAAAUUAA
Molecule: messenger RNA, 561 nt
Organism: Adineta steineri
Lineage: Eukaryota; Metazoa; Rotifera; Eurotatoria; Adinetida; Adinetidae
Source: the annotation of a GenBank genome assembly